This is a messenger RNA of Strongylocentrotus purpuratus (purple sea urchin), 896 nucleotides long. RefSeq lists its product as uncharacterized. Bases 543 to 896 code for a protein of 117 amino acids. The transcript is spliced from 3 exons. NCBI's taxonomy places the organism in Eukaryota, Metazoa, Echinodermata, Echinoidea, Camarodonta, Strongylocentrotidae. The record is from RefSeq and is a predicted model, not a curated record.
ACCUCACAAAUAUUAGCAAUAAGGAACACACCGGAAACAUCACUCAUAUUAUUUCUCUGCAUACCUCAUUGAAGAAACACCUGUUCUUUCUACAUUGUAUAUCGAAACAAAAAAGAAAGAAAAAGAAGCUAAAAAUAUUAGAAUCAUCUGCAACUCAAGGACGACAAGCAAAUAUUGAAAAUAAAAUUUACAAGAUUGGAAGACUCUGUUAAGUUCAAGUACAGCUUUCAGGUAUAGUAAUGCCUCGCGUUCAUCUUCGAGCAGCUUCAGUUUGUAUAAUAUAUUCGGCGAACAUUCAAGAAUCAUGAUAAAUUCUUAUUGAGAAGGAAAUCGUUUGAAAACCCUAAAAUAUUGAAACGUUAGUCACUUCGAAGGAUUCUAAGCAUCAUCUCAAAUAAAGGAGUCAACAAAAAUAGGAAGAACUCGCCCUUUGGUCUCUAUUUUGUGCUAAUAAUAAUAUCACUUCCUGCAACCCGAAAUAACGCACCGUCGACGUUUACAGGGGGUACGUCAUUUUGUUUUUCGUCAAUUGAUGACAAAUUAUGGCGGACAAGAAAGCCCGGGCGCCGAGAGGAGGGAGCAAAGCACCAUCAAAACCACGCCCCGAUGAGAAGCCGGAUGGGGUAUCUUCAUGGGGUACCCUGAAACUUGCCGAGGUGCCCGUCCUGGGCACAGAGGUACGCCGUGCUCCAGGGGCGCCGGUGCCGCUGAAUUCGCUGGGGCUGCCGGAUCCCUCGGGGGUGGAGAAUACGUCUUUCAUUGAGGAGGAACUGGGUGGGAUUACUGAUAGACUAAAUCGGGCACUUGGUGACAUAGCAACACUCUACAAUGAAAAUGGAGAUGAACAGCUUGAGCCUGAGGUGAGUGAUAAAUGGGCUUUCUGCUGUCCAUUUUAG